GUUCUGGAGAGCGGACGCAUAGACUUUAGCGGGCAGCAGCUGGCGACCAAGCUGUCGAAUGCGCUGCUGGUGAGCUCUGGGGUGGUGGCGUUCAUCAUUGGGUUUGUGAUGCAGCGGCUGAGCUACAGCUUCGCUGCGUAUGCGUUUGGCGUGCUGGUGACGUACUUUGUUGCGCUGUUCCCGUGGCCGUACUUUAAGCGCAACCCGGUGGUGUGGCUG
This is a messenger RNA of Linderina pennispora, 219 nucleotides long. RefSeq lists its product as uncharacterized. Gene Ontology annotation, biological process: protein targeting to ER. The annotation marks the transcript as partial. Gene Ontology annotation, cellular component: endoplasmic reticulum membrane; signal peptidase complex. The transcript has a single exon. The record is from RefSeq and is a predicted model, not a curated record. NCBI's taxonomy places the organism in Eukaryota, Fungi, Kickxellomycota, Kickxellomycetes, Kickxellales, Kickxellaceae.